AAACGGCUGGGCUUGGCCUGCUCACAUGGCAGAAGCUGGGGAGCACCCCAGCCAGGCGAGGGGCUCUUCCCCUCCCCCCACUCCGCCAGGCGCAGGUGCCCCGGGAGAGACCGGGGAGCUGGACCUGCACAGCGGGGAGCCGUCUGCCGCCGCGGGCGGGCUGUAAAACGGAGACGCCCGAGUUCUGGAAACCAAGCACCGGCCCGGCGUCCGGUGAGCGCCGCCCCAGGAAACUACUUUGCUUCCCACUUUUUCAUGGGCGGCGAGAAGUUCGACACCCCCCACCCUGAAGGGUACCUCUUUGGGGAGAACAUGGACCUGAACUUCCUGGGCAACCGCCCGGUCCAGUUUCCUUACGUCACCCCGGCACCUCAUGAGCCCGUGAAGACGCUGAGGAGCCUGGUGAACAUCCGAAAAGACUCCCUCCGGCUCGUGAGGUACAAAGACGACGCCGACAGCCCCUGCGCGGACGGCGAGAAGCCUCGGGUGCUCUACAGCCUGGAGUUCACCUUCGACGCCGACGCCCGCGUGGCCGUCACCAUCUACUGCCAGGCGGUGGAGGAGGCGCUGAACGGGGCGACCGUGUGAGUCCCGGAGCAGCCGGGCGCCCCAGGAGAAGCCAGAGCCUGCCCUGCCGGCCGGCCCCAGUGCUGGCCCCUCCCGUCCGACUGCUCUUGCUUCUCUCCUCAGCUCAACUUCGACCUGGACCGUGGCGUCUUCCCAGUGGUCAUCCAGGCUGUGGUGGAUGAAGGGGAUGUUGUGGAGGUGCCUGGCCACGCCCACGUGCUCCUGGCCGCCUUUGAAAAGCACAUUGACGGCAGCUUCUCCGUGAAGCCCCUCAAGCAGAAGCAGAUCGUGGACCGCGUCAGCUACCUGCUGCAGGAGAUCUACGGCAUCGAGAACAAGAACCACCAGGAGACCAAGCCCUCUGCCGCAGCCUUCCGCGCCCUCCUGCAGAUCCGGGCUGUGCGGAAGAAGCCAGGAGCCCUGUCCCCCGUUUCCUUCAGCCCCGUCCUGGCCCAGAGCAUGGAGCAUGACGAGCACUCUUGUCCCUUUAAAAAAUCAAAGUCGCACCCCGCCUCCCUGGCCAGCAAGAAACCUAAAAGGGAACCAGGCUCGGACAGCGUCCCGCCUGGCUACGAGCCCAUCUCCCUGCUCGAGGCGCUCAACGGCCUCCGGGCCACCUCCCCGGCCAUCCCUUCCGCCCCCCUUUAUGAGGAAAUCACCUACUCUGGUGUCUCGGAUGGCCUCUCCCAGGCCAGCUGUCCCCUCGCCGGGGUGGAUCGCGUCUCAGACAGCAGCCACCAGAAGGUCAAGCCGAGGAGCAAGUCCCCUGACAGAGGGGGCGUGGCGCGCCCCAGGCCCAUGUGGCCACAGGCCUGGGCUGUCUCCCCGCCAGCGGCGGUGCCUGUGCCGGACCCUGGUGAGGCUGCUGCGGGCGUGGGGGGGCUGGAGACCCGCGGGGACGGGCCUGGUGCCGGGCCACCUGUGGCUCGGCCUCAGGCUCUCGGUAGCAGGCCUGCGCCGCCCGACCCCACGUGUCCCCUUCGUUUCCAGAGUUUCAUGACAGAGGAGGUUGAUGAGCCGUCGCUAAAGCAAGGGAGCCGAGCGCCCUCCAUCGAGAACGUGCUGCAGGACGGCAGCCCCGAGCACCGUGACCACGGCCAGCCGGGGCCCCCCGCCGACAUCUACCUGCCAGGAUGGUCCACCUCCAUGGAGACGCCCCGCAGCCUCCGGCCGCCGCUUGCCAGUCCCAGCCCUGACCCCGGGAACACUGAGCUGACCCCACUCUGAGCGUGUGGCCAGGCCGGCAGCUGGAGCCCUCAGCGCCCAGGCUCCGCCCGCCAGCCUCCCGUCCGCACCCCCGCGACCCUGCCUGGGAGCGCAUGGCCGGCCCCUCUGAGACCCCUCGAUGUAUGUGUCAGUGGUACAAGGUGAAGGACAGCGCUCAGUCCCAGGCGGGCUCAGGCUCUCCGCCCCUGCUGGCCACAGGGCGGGGCGCGCCAGGGGGCGACCCCUCCAGGAACUGGGCUCCCUGGCGGAGGAGCGGUCCCAGCCCAGCUGUGGGACCAGUUGCUGGGAGGACGCGGCAGAGUCGUACCAAGGGAGGACGGUGUCCGCCCCUCCCCGUGUCCCUGUGCUCCGCAGUGGCCACGCUGAGGCCUUUGCUCCACUGCUGCCCCGGAGGCCCCAGUCUGCACCCGAGGCGAAGGCAGAGGUGUGGACCCCGCCCGUGCAGCGCCAGGCGUCCUGGGGCCUGCUUGGGGGGUGCUGCUCUGGCCAGACGCCCGGGUGGAGGGCG
Condylura cristata (star-nosed mole) is the source of this 2302-nucleotide messenger RNA. It is a transcript of the gene MGRN1, whose product is annotated as mahogunin ring finger 1, E3 ubiquitin protein ligase. The annotation marks the transcript as partial. Gene Ontology annotation, biological process: negative regulation of G protein-coupled receptor signaling pathway; endosome to lysosome transport; protein ubiquitination. Gene Ontology annotation, molecular function: ubiquitin protein ligase activity. The transcript has 14 exons. NCBI's taxonomy places the organism in Eukaryota, Metazoa, Chordata, Mammalia, Eulipotyphla, Talpidae. Gene Ontology annotation, cellular component: nucleus; cytoplasm; plasma membrane. The record is from RefSeq and is a predicted model, not a curated record.